AUGCUACCGACUGUGAAUAUUGCCUUCCCUGACCACCUUUGUCCCGUAUUUCCGUACUCUCUGAUUCUUGCUUGCACCCGCGCACGUGUCUCCGCCAUCGUCGCCGCGCUCACCGCUGCCAUGCUCUGCUCUCUGCCGCCCCCCGCCUCCCCCGUCUCGCCCGUCGCCGUCUCUUCAAACCCCAGACUGCCUCCUCGCUUUCUCGCCGCUCCUUCCCGCCUCACCGUUCUUCCCCUUUCCGCCUCGCCCGCUCUGCCGCUUCUUCCCCAUGCGCCCUCCCUUUCGCGCCCCGCGCCUCCCGUGACCGCCGCCGCCCCGCCAUGCGGCAGAGGGCGCUUGACGCGCGCGCGGGGAGGCCCGGCGGCGAGGAGAAAAGCAGCUGUGGCCAGGGCGCACGUGGCGGGCGGGGGAAGUGGGGGAGGCGAUGAGGGGGAAGGCAUGGCGGUAGCGGGAAGCGCGGACCUUUGCGUGUUUCCCCUCAGCGGAGUGUGUUUGCCAACUCAUUCUGGAGCGCUGAACGUGUUUGAGCCGCGCAUGCUGCAGCUGAUGGACGUGAUCACAUACGUGGCGGCGUCCCCCUCGUCCCCGCCCUCCGUGCUGCCGCGCUUCGCCCUGCUGCCCUCCGCCUGGACCACAGCGCUCGCUGCCGCUGCAGCCAGGCAGGGGGAAGGGGGAUUGACAGGCCGCGGUGCCUUGACGUGGGGUGCGGACCUGCGUGGGGAAGAGGAGGGCGAGGGGGGUUCGACGUGGUUUGGGGAUGCGCCUGUGGGUUGCUCCUGUGUGGUGCACUCGUCGCACACAGCGCCUGACUCCUCGCGCCUGGUGGCAUACGAGGCGACUCACCGCAUUGUCCCGCGUGCCAUGCGCCGUGCACACCCCUUCCUCGUGCUGCUCUGCCACCCGCUGCACGACCACCCACCACUGCCCGCCACGGCACCAGCCCCGGCAGCACAGCUGUACGCAGGGCAGGUGGAUGCUGCAGAGCAGCACGUGUGGGAGCAACUCAAAGAGGUCGCCUGGCUCUCUGCUGUCCUAGCCCGCUCCACCUCCUCCUCUUCCUUGGAGAGCCAGCAUGAGCAGCAGCAGGGGGCAGGGGGGGCACGGAAUGGCACCCCUCCCCCGUCUGCUGCGGCGUCGCUGCUGCCUGCGGCUGUGCUGCGCUUUGGCCCCGAUGCCAUGACCGGCACGACCCGCCGCGCCAACACCACCGCCCAGGCAGCCAUCUCAACGUGGAGGAGCAUGAAGGGUCCGCUGGCAAUGGAGCGGUCGGGCGGUGAGGGGAAGACGGCGAGCAGGGGGGGAAGCGCUGGGGGGGCUGCAGGGGCGGAGGGGGCGUGGAAUGACCCGUACUGGGUGGCGCGUGAAGCACUGAGCAAGGCCCGGCGCCAAGAGGCGUUCUCAUUCGCUGCCGCUGACAUGGUGGAGUUGGAGCAGCAGCAUCGCAGCCUGCUGCUGGGCAUGACUUGCACGCUGCAGCGACUGCUAUGGGUGCAAGCAGCCAUCGAGCCCCACCUUGCCUCGCUCCGUGCUGAAAUGGCACACGCAUAUCAUCAUUUUCAUCGUCGAUCCGUGCUCAUCACAGCAGCCGUCGUCCCAGGCACUCUUCGCGGCAAUUGCCGACAACGCACGAGACGGCACCACUGUGAUCGCCCGCCAGGGUCGUGGAUCUGGAGGCUGGUACGGCGCCGCGCCGCCAUGACGUAUUUUCACUUCUUCAACUGCGCCGCGCUCUCCUUCGCGCCGCACCUCAUCUUCUACAAGGCCACGCCGCUGUCGGAGUACGGCACGUGGACGGCGAGUCUCAAGGCGGCGCUCGUCUUCUUCGCCGCCAUGCUGCUUAAGAUGAUCCUGUGGGCGUCGCUUCUGCCCGAGUCCGAUCACGACCCCGCGCUCGCCGCCCCAUCGCGCCUAGACGCGCGCCAGGAGGCGCUGCGCGCGGUGAUAGGCGCGGGCGUGGACCUGGCGGGCAUGCGGUACGCGCUGGUGCACGUGAGCCACCGCAACAUGGCCUUUGAACACAAGUUCCAGGCCGUCGGCCUCGGGUGGGCGCUGGCGGAGUCAGUGAGCAAGCGCCUGGUGCCGCUGUGGGUGGGGGCGGGCGGCAUGGAGUUCAAAUGGGACUUCCUGCUCGACGCCCUCUCCUCCAACAUCGAACUCGUACGCCCCCCUGCUCCCCUCCCCGCCCCCCUCUCCACUUCCCUGCAUGCCGUUUCUGCACAGUCUCUGCUUGUAUGUGCGUGA
This is a messenger RNA of Closterium sp. Yama58-4, 2241 nucleotides long. Lineage: Eukaryota; Viridiplantae; Streptophyta; Zygnematophyceae; Desmidiales; Closteriaceae. The record is from the annotation of a GenBank genome assembly.